Molecule: messenger RNA, 2730 nt
Organism: Acipenser ruthenus (sterlet)
Lineage: Eukaryota; Metazoa; Chordata; Actinopteri; Acipenseriformes; Acipenseridae
Product: ankyrin repeat domain-containing protein SOWAHC
Exons: 13
Coding region: 167-1597 (476 amino acids)
Molecular function (GO): protein binding
Source: RefSeq, a predicted model, not a curated record
AGCAUGCGCAGUGUCAGUGUGUGGGUCGAGGUUUAAAGAGAAGGAGGCGCGCUCUGGGCGGAGUGAAUUGAUACAGCUAAUCAGCGAUAACGACCAGGCAGUAACGGCUGACAGAUCGCUUUAUUGAUAUUGCCAUUAGUAGUCCUUAAAAAACAAACUAGGCACGAUGGAGGAACUGAGGGAAGAGGUAUUGCUGGAGUAUAUCUCGGCUGCUGGAGGCAGGGUGAAGAACUCGGAUUUACUGAAGGAUUUCAAACAUUUCAUUAAUCAUAGCGACAAAAAACUUCGUGCCAAACACAGAAACGACUUUAAACAGAUCAUCGAUAAAAUUGCUCUGGUGAAAACCGACAAUGGGGAGAAGUUUCUUUCUCUGAAGAAGAAAUACAAGCAGCAGCAGCUGCUGCCAGAGAGAGAGAGGGAGCCUGGGAGCGAUGGGGAGCGGGCCAGCGUGCCGAGACAGGGAGGGAUGGUGAUGUGGGAGGGAGGGGAGGUUUCCACUGGGCUCGGCACCCAGGUUCAGCCCAGCCUCGAACCCUCAACCCCUACAGAAGCCACACAGGACCUUAAAACGAACAGCCCUGACAGGACGGACAAGGGGAAAAGUGCGACGCAGAACAGAGCUGUGUGUUCCUGGGCUGGAGGUCCUGCAAUUACAGUGACGGUGUGCUCGGAUCCUCCCACACAGGAUCUGAACCCCAGCGUGGUCUGGGAGGAGCCGAGCCCCCAGGAGGGUCCCCAAGAGCAGGAGCAGCCUGAGAGCCCCAGACAGGCUGCACGCGGCUGGGCCAGCUCCCCCCAGAUAGCGGACCCUCCAGCUCGGAGCCCCAAAGAGGACGAGCCGGACGCUGUGUCCAAGUCCGAGUCUGAACAGGAUGAAGAUGGCACUGGGAGUGUGGGAUCCUCUGCGAUUGCUCUGGACCCGCUGGAGAAGGAGUGGAUUCACUCUGCAGCCUGUGCGAGACUCCCGGUUCUCAACCAUCUCCUCCAGCAAGACCCCACCCUGGUAUAUAAGAAGGUAGCACAAAUAAAGACUGUUGUCAUGACUGUAAACAAAGGUUCGGGGAAGAAGGACGAGGUGAUCGGUGAGGGUUACAAAGACUUCACAUCUGGGUUCUGUUUUUUUUUACAUGUUCCACUUCCCCCUUCAAACGUGUUGCCGGCCCUGCUGCAGUUUACAGCGUUGCACUGGGCAGCCAAGCAUGGUAAAGAAGACAUGGCAACCAUGCUGGUGGAUGCAGGGCUGGAUGUCAAUACCAGGGCAGGUUACACCCCGCUGCACAUUGCAGCUCUGCACGACCACAGGCACAUCAUCGAUCUUCUAAUCAACUACGGUGCAAAUCAGAAUGUGAGGGAUUACAGUGGCCACUUAGCUCUGCAGUAUCUCAAAAUGCAGCAUUCCAGUGAUGGCAGGAGUGAUCCACAAUUCCCGGUCUGUCACGGGAACGAGCGCAGGAACAGGAAGCUGGCGACGCUUUUCUCUGGGAGCUCGAAGAAGAGGUGGGGCUCGGCAGAGGACCUUGCGAGCGGGGAGGAGAAGGGGGGCGGGUCCCAGCUGCUCAUGCCACCAGCGUUCAGGCCCAGGAAGUUCUCCCGGUAACAGCUGGAGGCAGAGCCGGCUCCUCCCGAUCCUCCCCAAGUCCCUGCAGCUGCACAAGACCAAGGGUGCCAUGGAAGGAAUGGCUACUCCAGCCUUGAAACCGCUGCUUUUAAAAUGAAAAGCUGGGAUCUGUUCUGCAAAAGUAUAGCACAGCGUUUUCCAUAAGGGAUUCAAGUAUCUGACGCUACAGUCCUUUUAAAUAUGCAGUUCUUCCUGUAUUUGGAUAAGGGGCUGUGAAUGUGUCGCUUCUAUUUCUUUUUUUGCUUUUAUUUUGCUGUCUCCAAAAACCAAGUUGCUGUGCAUAUUGUCUUAGAUGUUUCAUAUCAAUGCUACCACAGUUCUAGAGGAAUCACACACAGCAGUGUGUAUUUUCUGCACUAAAAACUAGGUAAAUAGAUGAAGUACGGCAAUACUGCCAUAUGAGCACUGGGGCUAAUUUCAAUGUAGUGUCACAUAGGACUAGAUUUGAAGGCUAGUAUUUUGUUGAUGUAGGGGUCCUGCAUUUUUGUGUAGCUGUAUGUAUAGAUUUGUAUUUUUUACAGUUGUAUUAAUUGGCUGAUGCUGUUUGAAACGCUGGAGCGAAUGCAGGGCGACCGACUCCCUCCCUUCAGACUGCAAGAGAGCGUUCGGUGUUUCGUUUGGGUUGAGUGCCGAUGUCACUUCUGCAGAGUACCUCCAGGAGCCUCCUCGAAGGGUAUGACAUUCAUGAAGGGUUUAAAGGCAAGCCCGUUCUUCCAUGGUGUUUGAGGCUGCAGUGAGGUGUUAAACCCGCCCGCCUGAAAGAAUUCCAGAAUGGAAUCCGGACUCUUAACGUUCCACGAGAGUGUUUUGAUGUUCUAACUGCAUUGUGUCAUGUAAACAGCACUGCAGAAGUGUUGAGCUGGGACUGCAAGUCUUACAAUGUUACAAAAGAAUUGUUUGUCAUUUGAUUGUGCUGUGUGUGUGUUUUUUUUGUUCUUUGUUGUACAGAAGUUUUCAGAAAGUAACAAAUAUCAAGCUUAGAGAUCACAUGUUCUUAAUUCAUGGUCUUAAUUAUAUAUAUAUAUAUAUACCGUAUAUGCAAAAAUAUAUAUUUGCUGUUUACUCUAUUUUUGCAAUUGGUAAAAAAAUAAAUGAGGAGACUUGCAAACAUA